CAUGAAUGUGCUCGCAGCAGAAACUCUGACUGAGAUAUUCGAGCAUCUCGACAAAUACAGUGACCUCCUACAUGUCAUGCAGACAUGCAAAAUCUUCUACGACAUAGGCAUCAGACAGUUCUACCGACAUAUUCGCUAUAACGACCGCCGCCAAUUUAGAGCCCACGACGCGUCCUGCUUCAAUCAACGAGACGACAUGCAUUGUAUUCCACGGUCUUUAGAGCUGGCCGGCGCCAUAUACCCUGAUCCAACAGCAGACCAUGAUCUCAAUGACAAUGAGGGAGAUUGUGUCCACUUCCAGAUUGACAUGUGGAUUCGGAUUCUAUCCUUCACGUCCCUCCAUACGCUCUGCUUCAGAGACAGCGAUCUCCCAGACGCGAGGUCCUUUGGCUAUCUCCUACAAGGUUGCCAGAGUCUCCGAAAACUAGUCAUCGACGAGUGCACGUUUCACGAGGUGCCAGUGGACUUGAGCGAAGGUUAUGACGUCUUCCCGUGCCUUCCUAUAACGGAUCUCUCGCUCUUUGGCUGCAGCACGUUGCCUGGCAGCAGCGACCCAUAUUCGUUUCUGCGUCUUCUUACUAUAACAGCGCUUCGCACUCUUUCCGUCAGCGUAUCCGACCGUGUCAACUCUUUCCUUGCCAGGCGUGACAAGCAUAACUUGCCUUUGCCAUGCAAGCUCGAGACCUUGCGCCUGCAUUUCACCUUGUUAGUAAGAACGGGUAGGCAAGACGAAAUCGCAACAUUUUUAACCGAAGAGUGCCAGUCCGUCCAUGCGCUGGAGGUGUUCAACUUCUUCUGGCCUGUCCCCGAAAAUCUACGACUGCUUCCCCGGGCGCUUGGCAAUUUGACGAGCUACAGGGGUCCACCUAACUUCCUCUUCCCUCUCAUGGAUGGAGGAAGCCUGUUGAAGUAUCUCGAAAUUAGUUAUCCUCCGAUAAAUAUUUUAAGCGCGUUGAGCCUGUUGGAAAAGGUAGGCACCAGGUGGCCAUAUUUGGAGUCACUGAGCAUCACAAUCAAGGAAUGGGACAGGGAAAUUUUGUAUGCAAUCUCGCAUAUCUUCCGAGAUUUCAGAGAGGUGAAGAUCAAGUACUGCAGUGGGUAUCCCAAUGAGUUGUCAAUGCUGAACAUGCCAUCCAUGUUCUUCAGUAAGAUGAAGAACUUGAGAACACUGCAUAUAUACAACUCCAUGGACCCUCCUGUCUCCGCAUGGUUCAGUAAUGGGGACGAUGAUGUAUGCGACCUGAUGACUGGGUGGCUUAAAACAUGCCCAAAUUUGACGGAAGUGAGGUGGGAAAAAGACAAGCUGUUCUGCCGCAAGUCGACAAAGAGGGAGCAUAGAUGGUGUUCUAGAAUGGAUUUACAGCCGGUCGUACCAAAUCUCAAACGACGAAGACAGCAUCAUUAGUAGUAAAGUACGCUAAAGUAGCCUGGGAAGGAAACCAAUAUAUCACGUGAAU
Guyanagaster necrorhizus is the source of this 1457-nucleotide messenger RNA. RefSeq lists its product as uncharacterized. The annotation marks the transcript as partial. The record is from RefSeq and is a predicted model, not a curated record. The transcript is spliced from 2 exons. NCBI's taxonomy places the organism in Eukaryota, Fungi, Basidiomycota, Agaricomycetes, Agaricales, Physalacriaceae.